AUGGAUCAAUAUCUUAAUAAGAUAGCCAUUGGUAAUGCACCUUGGCCUAUUGGUGUUACUAUGGUUGGUAUUCAUGAACGAUCAGCGCGUGAGAAGAUUCAUACAAAUAGUGUUGCCCAUGUCAUGAAUGAUGAGACAACAAGGAAGCUUCUGUAUUCAGUUAAAAGACUGGUGACGUUCUGCCAACGACGCUACCCAACAAUGCCAUCCAAAUGUGUGGAGUUCAAUAGCCUUGCGAAUGGCAGUGACUUACACUCUCUUCGUGCACAAGAGUCAACUCCUCAAACCUCAGAAGAAAGGCUUACGAUAAUGCUUAUGCCUGCAGAAGGGGCGUUUCUAGUUUAA
Solanum pennellii is the source of this 345-nucleotide messenger RNA. RefSeq names its product pre-mRNA-splicing factor 18-like. Gene Ontology annotation, cellular component: U5 snRNP; U4/U6 x U5 tri-snRNP complex; U2-type post-spliceosomal complex. The transcript has a single exon. Lineage: Eukaryota; Viridiplantae; Streptophyta; Magnoliopsida; Solanales; Solanaceae. The coding region runs from base 1 to 345 and encodes 114 amino acids. The record is from RefSeq and is a predicted model, not a curated record. Gene Ontology annotation, biological process: RNA splicing; generation of catalytic spliceosome for second transesterification step.